AGGCUAUAGGAACGUGCUAUGCGAUGAAGUUCAUUUUUAAGAGUGUACCAUCAGCCUAAAUGGUAUCGCUUUCUACCCUGUUUUGGUGCAAGCGGGAGGCGCACUCCUUUUUGUGAUGCCGGUUAGACUAGUAUCACAAAAAUGCGUAUCCUACCGUUUCUGCGCUUUCUGUUUGUGAUGACGCCAUCAUUCUCUGUUUGUCAUCUAGCCAAUGAAGGCUGAUAAACCACGAGCCCAUUUCUCUUCCUCGUCAUGCGCGCGCUCUUGUAGAACCGAUCUACGCUGCUGUUCAAGGUCUUUCCGAUGGAUUUUGAAGGACGUGAGAUGCAAGCACUGAAUGCAUUCGAAGAAGGCCAACAGGACCACAUGUUCCUCCUCUCGGGGUGGUAUGAUAUUACCACCCUUCUCGUUGAUCUUAUGCUCAACAGGCCGCAAGAUGCAGACCUUCUCCGUGGUCUCAUAUACGACGUGGACAUCGUUAACGUCGUCGACAAGCUGUCCACCUCCCAGCCGACCGUUUUCUGGCUGGUGUCGUUGAGCAGCGUGUACCUGGUGGGUUGCGUUGCCGGAGCACCUGCCUACUUCUACCUUCGUAGCGACAGCAAAUGCGGAGGGGAAAGAACGCAGGACCUAACCGACUCUUAUCGCUGCGUGCUGCAGGUGUUCACCCUUGGAUACAUCGUCUCUUUCGCCCUGCUCUUCAUGCACAUUCUCAUCAUGAUCUGCACUAUGCACUACAUAAGGCCCCUGGUGACCGGGCCGACGAAGGCUGGUCUCUUCUCCAACUUGGAAGACCUGGGAAUAUUCGCCAACAACAUAAGCCAGGCCCUCACCAAAGAAUGCGAUGUCAAGUUCCAGACCCUGUCUGAUUUUCAGAUCGUUGCUACAAGUACCCGCAAAGGCGGUUUGGCAGAUGCCUUGUACAACUUUCUCCUCCCCAUAAUGCAACAGCACACUAGGCGCACCUUCUCGCACCUGCACGAAUACGCCGAACUGGCCCUCGCCCAUGACACUGUGUUUGGGAUGAUGCAAGCACAACGACAGAGCAAGGCAGAGGCACAGCAGAAAUUCGUCAGGUUCGUCGCCGACAGUGUGGCAUCCAGCUAUGAUGGACGGAUAAGAUAUAUCGUCAACAGCAUCCCCAGUAUUGUGAACAACACGAGCGUCCUGAGAGUGGCCAUCAUCAAGGACUCCUUGCAGUACAAGAGUUCCUUGGAUAAGUUCGUGUCCCACGUCGUCAGAGACAGUACGUCCAGUGUCACGUCCGUUUUUACUAGAUUCGUGUAUUUAUCCUCGACGGCAGUGAUGAUGGCGAUAAUACUGGCCCUGCUAUACAUGUGUGCCUUUACGGCGGGAAUUGUGAACCACGACGCUCGCCUGGCCCCAACAAAGCGAAGCCACAGGUCCGACAACGCGGGUCUCGUUCUGCUCAUAAGCAUCGGGAUAACAGCGGUGUUCAACGUGUUCAUCGUUGGGUAUGCCAUGGUGGCUAUGGUCAUUGGCUCCACCAGCUACGCCUACCUGUGCGGCCCAACAUCCAUCCUGACCAUCGAUCCACUCGACUCCACAUCGCAGGCCAUACUAGAUCAGGUGUGGGACGUAGUCUGGCCCAAAGACACCCGAGGGGUACUCUUCAGGGAACUAUCCCCUGGAACGGCCUUUGCGUUAUGUCAAGGAUCCGGGCGAUAUAUGCAGAUCGCACCGGAGAACGUCAAGAAAGAACUCUAUGCCUUGAGGGACAGCACGGCGGAAGUGAUAGCGAAGCUUAGCGGCAUCACGGUCGACGUCGAUGCCCUACUGAAUAUCUCGACCAAUGCCAAACGGAAACUGGGCAUUCCCGCGACAACAUACGACGACUUUUCCAAUGUCAUGAAGGUCAAGUUGAUAUCGCUUAUAUCGGACUGGGCAGAAUUUUCUUUGGGGUCCCUCCAUUCAGGUCCUGCUGAUGAAGAUAAGGUGAACUUGCCCUGCGAGCCAGUAUUCCGUGUCUACCGUCAGGCGUUCGGCUCUUUCUGCGGCCUGACUCUCAAGAAUUUUAACGCCUGGUGGCUCGCCAUGUACUUCUGCGUUGUCCUGCUUUCGGGCUUAGUAAUACUCUCUCACUACACGACAAAGUAUUUCCUCAAAAUGGUCAACUAUACCCAAGACGGUUCGGAAGUAGAAUCCUCGUCCGCUGUGGUACAAAUAACGGAUACGACACCGUCAACAACUGGGACGUCGACGUCUGAUGUGUAAGUACUGAGACGGCAUUAUACAGCUGCAGUUCUUUGACUCAAUAUCUUACUUGAAUGAGUGCAGGAAGAUGAAGGAGGCGAACAUCGACGAUUCAUUUCAUGAUCACGUGAGGCCGGAACACCCGGGGGUGCAAUCGCCUCCGAGAAUCUUAGGGCCGCAGAGGACGACUGAACGUGGCUUCAAAUUGUAAAUGAUGUCCAACAUUCAUGAUAACGGGUCCAAUCACCCGUAUGAUUUAGGUAAUUGCUUUCGUUGGACAUGUGAACUUGAAAAGUAAAAACAAUAUCCUGUUCAUCGUUGUCCGGAGAACUUGUUUUAUAGAUUCUAACAAUAUGCCCCGAGGAAUCUACGCAUUUAAAGUGCCACUACGGACUAAAAUAAUAUUUAUUUUAAUUCUUAUUACAAAUCAACUCAUUAUAAUCAAUUACAAAUCAAUCAUAAAUGAAAUAAUCAUAAAUCGCCCAGAGACUCGGCAUACAAAAUAUAAUUGCCGUCCGGUGAACAUUACGAGCUUCCACGAAUUUUCAAAAGAAGCCGCAAAAGUCUCAAUACUCCCAAAAUUUCAUAGACUAGGUGACUUCAUCGAGCGUUGGCGCGUCUGUCCUUGCAGCAGCGCGAGCUUCUCCGCUCUUCACUCAACGUUGGAAGUCUGUCAGCACCUGUGGUGAGGAGACAGAAAUCGACCUUGGAGGAGCUCAAGGAAUGCUGUGACCCACCCUAUGACGUCAUAAAUCUCAAAAUUAUAAAUUAAUUUUAUGCAGCUUCUUUUUCUUUUUCUUUUUCUUUUUUUCAAGUACUGCUUUAUCUGUGUCAUUUGCACCGCGAAUGUGCUGUAGGUAAUUUCGUUUCAACAUUCGUUUGGGUUCCACGAGAAUCGCCGUUGUAAAGAUUUCUACUACGUUGAGGUCCUCGUUUGUAAUACGUCGACGUCGCACAACUAUACUACCGCGCGCCAUGUCACAAACCAGUCAGUUCUAUCGGCAACGCCCUAUAGAAGCCACUGGUUGAGAAGCUCCCAGCGGCCCUUCGGGACAUCCCAUCGUCGUCGAUCAGGACUCAUGUUGAGAAAGCGCCAUCUCUACAUUUGGUGGCCCGGACAACGAACAGGUAGUCCGGUAGACAAUUCUGUCAUAUGCCUCGUGAGAGUUUGAACAGGUCAGAUAUUGAGUCAACCUCCUUGGUAGCGCUAAAAUACACGGACGACACAAGACGAACGGUACACGGUCUUGUGUUUAGCGCUACCAAGGAAGUUGACAUGUACUACCAACACGCCCAAGAGAAAGUCUUAACCGAUAUAGAGAGCGGCCUGGAAGCGCACGGACCAUGGACCGCAGCUAGUAGGUCGUAAAAUGCAUGAAAAUGUCAUUUGUUUCCAAAUAUGAUGCAUGUGCGUUGUUGACGUUGCCAAUUGUGACUGCGCCGUAGCAUAGUGGCGAGACAGCAGUGUGAUAUCUUUUGCAAUCAUUGAUGCUAUUUCACGUAAACUAUACAUCCAGCUUCCUCUUGAUCUCCAAUCCCCGUAAGCUUCUUGAACGCUUAUGUGGAGGUGGGGAUUACCAAAGCUGACUCAUGAUCUCCGAUCCUUCCUGAAGGAUGUGUGCUUCUACCAGAGGCGGCUAAGAAGCUUGGGUAAAAAGAAAGCUUCUAUGGAAGACCUCACAGAGGUGGGCAAUGUGCGUCCUGGGCGGACUUCCAAGGGAACGGCGCCGACAUAUGUCUGACAGAGGCUGAGGAAAACCAAGGAAAAAAACGACAGCACGGCCAGCACCGGGAUUCGAACCCGGGUACCUCCCAGUCUCGACGUGACAUGGUCAGCGUACGUUAACCAGUCAGCCACGCGAGCUGGUAACAUGCGAAUAGUUGUAGGUGAAAUAACACUGCGUCUGGCCAAUCAGACCUCUUCUUCCCAGUUCUUUGCUGCCUCCGACGCUCGUGCGCAACGACUAUAAAGCGAGAUUAAUAAAGCCUACUGCGGGGUCACUUAACGAUUAAAGGGUCCAUCCAACGGUU
Molecule: messenger RNA, 4245 nt
Organism: Ornithodoros turicata
Lineage: Eukaryota; Metazoa; Arthropoda; Arachnida; Ixodida; Argasidae
Exons: 24
Coding region: 304-2235 (643 amino acids)
Cellular component (GO): membrane
Source: RefSeq, a predicted model, not a curated record